AGACCCCAAUUCAGCAUCUCAGAGACUUCACAAGGUGCCGGACCUCAUUAUGGAGAAUAAACGGGUAUUCUUUAAGAUCACGGCAGACGAGAUCCCCUUGGGCCGAGUGGUGAUGGAGCUCCGAUUUGAUGUGGUGCCUAAGACUGCAGACAAUUUCCUUAAACUCUGUACAGGUGAAGUUGGCUACGGCUACAAGGGCUGCACUUUCCACCGUAUUAUCCCUAACUUUAUGUGCCAGGGUGGCGACUUCACCAAUCAUAAUGGCACAGGUGGUAAGUCUAUAUUUGGUGGUAAGUUUGAAGAUGAGAACUUCAUCCUAAAGCACAGCGCUCCAGGUACACUCUCUAUGGCAAACUCUGGACCCAACAGCAAUGGCUCUCAGUUCUUCAUCUCUACUAUCAAGGCUGACUGGCUGAAUGGUAAACAUGUGGUGUUUGGCACUGUAGUUGAAGGGAUGGAGGUGAUAAAGAAGAUGGAAAGUUAUGGCUCCAACAGUGGGAAGACCAGCAAGAAAAUUGUCAUUGAUGAUUGUGGGAUUCUGGAAGAGGCACCCACUGCUUAAUAACCACGCAUGAAACCACAGCUGACCAUAAUGCUUCUCCACAACAUGUGUUCCUCUCUGUGCCAUGUCCUCAUGUGGCUAGGACUUGUCAGCUCAUUCUACUGAACAUUGUGGCUGUGCCAUUAUCAAUAACACUGCCCCCUACUGCACAAAAUCAUGCCAGACUGAAUAAAACGCAGCUGAUCAUGUAGUAGUUAUUCAGUAGUUCCACCACUUUGCUUAAAGGAGUUUUCUGGGGGUUUAAUACUGAUGACUUAUCCUUAGGGUAGGUCGUCAAUAUCUGAAUGGUCCGGCACUCCUACUGAUCAGUUGUUUAAUAAGGCUGUGGCGCUCUUCCUAGGCCAGUGACAUCACAUCCAUCGGACACAUGGCCUAGGUGCAGAUUAGUCCCAUUCAAGAGAGUGGGCCUCAGCUGCAAAAGCAAGCACAGCUGCUAUACAAUGUACAGUGGGAAGCUGUAAAAAGGCUGCAGCGCUCACUGGAGCUGAUCUGCGGAAAUCGGACCCCCACCGUUCAGAUGUUGAUGACCUAUCCUGAGGAUAUGUCAUCAAUAUUGUACUCCCAGAAAACCCCUUCAAUAAUAUCUCCAUCCGCAUCAGGAGUCUCCAUCAUAGAUUCUAUCAUUUUUGACUUGAUGAAUAGUGCUGCAUGCAAUGCUAUGUUUCCCACUGUAACAAGUGGCAAAACAAGGGACCCCAUUAUAAAAGGAUCCAUUGUUGUGUGUAUCUAGCACUGUGACAUGGUUUCCAUUUAUGAUGGGAACCACAACACAAAUGUGAAGAGAGCUUUAGAGUCUUAGCCACAUUUGCAUUUAGUACUUACAUACAUGCAUGACGCCAAUGAAGAAACAUAGCCUUCUGAAUCCGACUUCCUGGCUAUAUAAGGAGCAAUGCCAUGCAAGUCUACUGUUUACGUCUGGAAGACCCACCUUGGGGUUCUUUCUUAAUUACUGUUUAUUUGAUGUUUAAACUUAUAAAUAAAAUGC
Molecule: messenger RNA, 1547 nt
Organism: Bufo bufo (common toad)
Lineage: Eukaryota; Metazoa; Chordata; Amphibia; Anura; Bufonidae
Product: peptidyl-prolyl cis-trans isomerase-like
Exons: 5
Coding region: 50-562 (170 amino acids)
Biological process (GO): protein peptidyl-prolyl isomerization; protein folding
Cellular component (GO): intracellular membrane-bounded organelle
Molecular function (GO): peptidyl-prolyl cis-trans isomerase activity
Source: RefSeq, a predicted model, not a curated record